AGUCACCUGUUUUAAUUUAUAAGUUUCUACGUUUGCAUAGUUUACUGCCUCUUUUGAGAUACACAAUCUCAAAACCAUUAAAACGCCUUUAUUAAGGGAGAAAAGAGGCCAUCUACGGUCAUGGGGAAAACAAACAAGAGCAAUUCUAUGAAUCAGAUAUCGAACAUGUGGGUAUAGAGGAGAAUAUUGGAAGUGUUGCUUUAUACAUCAUGAAAUGGAAAAAAUGUUGUGUUCUCGUCUGCAUUUUUGGAUUUUUGUUUGUCAUCAUGGAGGUGCAUUACAUAUCUGGUAGAUCUAAGACUAAGUUGCAAACAGAAGAAGACAGAUCAAUCUUCCGUUAUAAAUGUGGCAACUCCAGAAAAACUCAUACAAAAAAGAAUUCAACUGGUCAUGUUCCCAUGACGUUGGUUCUAGGUUACAUGAGAAGCGGGUCAUCCCUAACUGCUGACAUCAUUCGCUGUAACCAUGGAGAUUUUUAUAUUUUUGAACCACUUCAUGGAUUGAUUGAAUUUUCAGUAAAACAAAACAGACCUAUUGGUUUUCUAAAUGGGACAGAAAAAAGGUUAUCGUAUAAUGAUACGGAAAUUGAAAGACUGAAGGCAGAAAUGUUGCUGAACUGGUUCACCUGUAAUUUCCAGGACAUCGACUUAAACAGCUUGUACAAUGAAUUCAUUCAUAUUUACACCCCGGAGCACGAUUUGUAUUUUAACUGCACCCGACAAGAUCGUUCAAAUGAUUCCUCUCUAGCUAUGAAUAUAGCUCCAUGCAUAUCAAUUUUACAAAAGGCUUGUGUUGAAGCUAAUUCAAGGACGUACAAAACUAUACGUUUGCAUACAGUUUCGGUCGGUUAUUUGCUGAAAAGGCUGCCGUUACUCAAAGUCAUUCAUUUGGUUCGAGACCCAAGAGCAAUCCUUCACUCACAACUAAUGGGUAACCUUACUCAAUCUAAUAGAAACCAUUUUACAAGAUUUUCCAGACGUUUUUGUGGCAGGAUGUUAGAAGAUAUUCGUAACGUGAAAAUGUUAACUGAUAAAUAUCAAGGACGUAUUCAGAGACUUGUGUAUGAAAAUCUUGCAUUGAACCCAAUAGAGGUAUCUAAGAGUAUAUACAAUUUCUUACGUGCACAGUUUACCAUAAAAGUAAAAGAAUAUGUUGAGGGUUUGACUACUGGGCCAAUUGUCCGAUGUGAAUACUGCACUAGAAGAGGAAACUCAACUUAUAAUGCAUUCAGAUGGAUGCCAAAUAUUACUUCGAUGUAUCUUCACAUAAUUGACAAAAACUGUAGAGAAGUAUACAGAGAAGUUGGUUAUUCCGGAAAUAUAUCACUGUACAAUAAGUCAUGGAAUCCAAACAAAUAUCAAUUAAAAGCAACACUGUAGAAUUUUUAAAUUCAGAAUCAAAUAUUGAGAAUUCGCAAUAAAUAUGAACAUGUUUGAAGU
Magallana angulata is the source of this 1439-nucleotide messenger RNA. Its product is annotated as carbohydrate sulfotransferase 4-like. Bases 210 to 1379 code for a protein of 389 amino acids. The transcript has 4 exons. Gene Ontology annotation, biological process: N-acetylglucosamine metabolic process; sulfur compound metabolic process. The record is from RefSeq and is a predicted model, not a curated record. NCBI's taxonomy places the organism in Eukaryota, Metazoa, Mollusca, Bivalvia, Ostreida, Ostreidae. Gene Ontology annotation, molecular function: N-acetylglucosamine 6-O-sulfotransferase activity.